AUAUACAUGUCUCUGAAGUACGAUACACUUUUGAGCUCUAUUCAUUUCUUACUUUGUCUGUAGCAGGUGCUAAGUUUAGACGUAUUUGCUCCACGCUUCGUUGCUUGUUCGUGAAUUAUUGGCCAAAAACAAUACAGAAAUGGCUUCGUGUGAGAAUUUGAGAAGUGUUUCGACGAUUGGAAGAAGCGCUGGCAUAGAUAGAUAUAUAAGAUAUUGAGGAAAGCACCCACACCAGUGGUCUAUUGUGCCCUCCCCAAGUCUACAGCGACUCCAUUAGACCCAGUACCCUGAAAAAUUCCAGGAUGGUACUAGGACUAAGGGAGACGAUACGCUCCUCUGUUGGAAUGGUAUAUCCUAAAAUUUUGCUCCUGCUUCUGUGAAGCGCUAUACAAUCCAAUAGAAUGUGUAGGGGAGUUUCGUCCUCCAUGUCACAGAAGCGACAUGUCCGCGACGAGACCAAGUCCAGAUUAUUAAGGUGGUUCCUGAGCUUGCAGUGGCCCGUGUAUAUACCCACCAAUACCCUCAGUUUGCUCCUUGAGAGGUUUAUUAGGCACUUAAAUCUUUUGGCGUUAUAACCUCCCAAUAGGCCUUUUGAAGGCAACAACAUUAAUGUAGACGAAUGAAGAUAUGAAAUACUACAAAACCAGGUUGAACUGGUCCAAAGUUCUACAACUGGACUGGUCCUGUACUCCAAUGUUCUGUUGCUAAGCAUACAUACAACCGGACGCCCCCCAUGUAAGAGAGCACUUCAAGAGCUAACGGUUGCGGCGAAACUCAACUCACCACGGCAAUGUUAUGCGAGUGCGUUGAAAGCGACUGAUAGCAGCCGCUUGCAGGACAAAUGAGCAACGGUUGUUCUAUCUAGGCAACUGUUAAAUGGUAAAAACUACAACGACAACGUGAAAUCAGUUGCAGUGCGUAGGCGGUUGUCGUAGACGUCGUAGCCCAAACACGUGCACGGCUCGUUCGCGUCCCAAAGCAGCAUCCAUAGCUGUAGCUUUGCUUUUGUCAAAACUGUUUUAUUGAAUUUUUUUGCUGUUGGUGCAAUACUACUCACACACUAGUAUUACUACGAAUACUACUACUUACUACCGUUACUACAAUACAAGUCAAACGUAAAAAGAACAGUUGUAAUUAUUGUGGAAGCACAGCUGCAAGCUGCCAGUGUACAUAGUGUCGAGUCACAGAGGAAUUUCGCUAAUUCUAAUUGAAGUUAACAACUUCAGAAUUUCUCUAUUAUAAGAAGGCUUCGAAAGGGUGUGAACACACACACACACACAGCUGCGCGUGUGCGUGUGUAUGUGAGCGAGUAGAGUUAAAUCAUGGCAGCAGCUUUGGAAAGUUUUGAAAUAAUACCAGGGCUCAAGAAAUUGGCGGCAAUGGCUGUUGAACGGCAACUGGAACGAAAUAAAGGAGCAUAACUUGAAGGGAUCUCUUUUCAAGCGAGCAUUUCGAAAAUUGGUUGUAAUUAGUUUGCGAUCGAAAUCACCGCACUUUGAAAACUAAUUGAUGUGCGAGACUGAAUAUUGAAUAGUGAAACGACGGUGAAUAUCACACGGAAUUUGCAAGUGAAAUGAAUUUGUUGGAAAUUUCGACAAUAAUUUUGAAUUUGAACAUUUGCAACAAAUGAACAAAAGUCAAUUUAAACACAAAAAAACAAAAUAAAAAAAAAAAUAAUUUAAGUAAAAUGUAAAAAAAAAGAAAAAGUAGCUGAGUUGCAACGGUGACAAUAAUUUAUGAUAAGAAUUUCAAAUAUUUGUAAGCUAUUUAUAAAUGCAAAAAUUUAUAUACAUAUGUAUUUGCGGAUAACUGAGAAACUAUAACGGAGAAAUUAUAAGUUUGUAUUAAGGGCGCAAAUUCCCAGAAAUUCCGAUUGCAAAUUAAGUAAACGCUUCGCCUGAAAUUAAAAGUGUACUUUAAGCGAUGGUAAAGGGGUUACAAGGGCGCAGGAGAGUGUCUGCGUGCGUACGAUUUCAUGAAAAGUAACCACAAUCUUUUGAGCUAAAAAUACCACUUUGUGUAUGCGGGAGCAAACAAGCAGCCAAAAUCAACAAACCUGGCAAAUAGAACCAUAAUAUAUUUGUAAAACAGUGAAGCACAAAUUACCAAAAGGGAUAAUUUCAAAUAAAUGCAAAAAAAACAAUAAUUAACGAUUUUCAAGCAUAAAUAAUGUUGGUACUAUGCCCCAGCAUUGCUUCCACAGGUGUAAUUGGUUCCCAAAACCCAAUUUGAAAUUUUGAAAAAAUAAAUAAACAUAAAAUUGUGAAAUUGACAAAGAAAUAAUUUUGAAGCGAUAAUUUUGGUCGCAUUUGUAGGCGAACAAGUACUAUUUGUCCUCGAUAUAUUUAUGUGUUUACGAACGAAAACGUCCGGCAGGAUAACACGCUCCGACGCGCACACACAAUCACACAAAUAGAAAGAAAGAAGUCCAUGCAAAUACAGGUCUAAAUAGCCUGCUGAAAUUCCAUACCAGCAAUCAGCGCCAACGCCAACGCAACACACAGCCAAACUGACAAGUGAAGUGGGGUGUCCCAGCACGGGCCUUAAGUCCCAUUGCACGCGCUGUGCCGGCAUAAAUACUUAAACCUCACUGACACGCACGCACACGCAGCGACUCGCUUUGUGGCAGCAGCAGCAGCCGCGGCAGCAGCGCUGAAGUUGUGUAAAGCGAAUACCUUCACACAGUGUGAACCUGUCGCGCCAGGCGCCAGGCGAUAGUGUGCGCAGCAAGCCACACAACCACUGGCAGCAACAGCAACAGCAACAACAACAACAACUGACAACAGACAAUUGACAACCGCCAACAACGACCCUCAGUCGCUGCAGCUCCAGCAGUUCGAGCGCCGCUAAUAGCAUUAGAGGAGCCGAAGAUAAGAACGAAGGAAAAGCGAACAGUGCAGCUGAAGAGCGCGCGCAGGGGCAGCAGCAGCAACAACAGCAGGAGUCGCACGAACGGUGCCGAAAUAAAAUACGAACAAACACUCUAAACAUUAUUGAUGACGAUUUGCAAGAACAUGAGCGCCACACUGUCAAUUAAUCAGAAGCAUUUGAGCGUCAAUGAGGAUCAUUUUGGAGGUGUCGUAGAGCGAAAUCGUUCGCGAUCGGAACGUGCCUCCAGCUUGGCGCUGCCGCACAACUCCCUCCUGGACUUUUACGAUAAAGAGCAGGAACAAUGCAGUUCGGUGGCAUUGUUGCCCACGACCGUCAAUGUAGUGGUGCGUCGGCAUUCGUCACACUAUUAUCCAAUGUUGGAGGAGAAGCAGCAGCAGCCACCGCAGUCACAGCAACAACAGCAACUGCAACAACAAUCAUUAAAAACACAUACACAAAUGCAAAUGCAGACGACAAGACAAUUAAACGCGUUGGCCACAACUGGUGGCGCGCCUCCAACGUUGACCGUUGCCAUUCCCGAGUUGCCGCAAUACAAUUAUAAUCACAAUAAAACCGGUCAAUUGGCGAUGCAGGACAUGCAAUCGAUGUCGUCGUUGCCGCUUUCAAGCCUCGUGAAUGGCAAAGAGAAAAAAGUUUUCACAUACAAUACGGUGACCAACAGUGCCACCAAAAACCAACCUAUGAACUUCCCCAACACAGCAGCCAAUACAAGCAUUGUACCAGAUACACCACCGCCACCCGUCCCGAAGCGCACAUUUCGUGGCAAUUACGCUUGGAACGCAGCAAUUGAUUCGCCUACGCCCACGUCCGCAAGUCAAACACCAACCAAAGAUAAACAACACAUCAGUGCUGGCACCGCUUUUGUUUAUCCACCGCAAACACAAACCCUUUCACCCGGACAUCGGCUACAUCAGCAUCAGCAACAGAAUAACACGGUCUAUUACAACGCGGGCGGUGGUGGCGGAAACGUAGGCGUGGACCCGACUCAAAUACAAAGUCAAUUGCAAUCACAAACACAAUCCUUGCUUGUUGACCUGGCCACACGUCCACUAUACGUGGAUGCCGGCCUUGAUUCCGGCGGUAUUUCGGAUGAUGAUCGGAUGAGCUUGGAAAAUUCUGUGUUUGAUGAGUCGUUGACAUCCACACCUGUCAAGGUCAGCGCAAAGGCUGCCUCCGAAGGUACGGGAGCCGGAAAACUAUUGAAUGCUGCAUUCACUGCAAAGACACUGGUAGCUUUUACUGGGGAUUUGAGUAACGCCGUUAAACGUGCCAAUCGCUCGUCCAGCAGUACGGCUGACUCUACCAUUACAAUCUCAUCCGGCUACGGCUCAGGUCAUAGCGAACGUUUCGCUUCCUCCUCGACGAGUGCGGACUUCCGCAGCCGUUUCUCGUCUGUUGAUACCCAAUCAUCUAUGGACAGUUGUCCAACAGAGAAAACCAGUGAAUCCUCUGUAUCCAAAGAUUCUCUGAAAAUGGAACGAGCAUUACUAAAUGAUGCUAUAAACGAAUACAAUAGCUUAAAUAAUAAUGAAACUCGCACUCAUGUGGGUUGUAAUAUUUUGGUUGGAAACAACAAUGCGCCUCCUAGUCGUCACUCCCCCAAUGCAAAUACCCAAAUGAACAACGGAUUGGUGCAGCAAAAACCACCUGUGGUCCCAACACGAAAACAGUACACAGAUGUAGCAAAGAUUCCGCCACCCUGUAGUAAAAAUAGUUCACAGCAGUCGUUACAAAGCAGCGGUUGUGGCAGCGGCAGUGGUAGUGUGGGUAGUAGUAAUGCUGUAUCCACAGUAUCGGCCUCCACGUCCACCUCCUCCACAGUGUCGGCCGGUUCGGGUACAUCUACAGGUUCGUUGCUGUCUGGUUCGGCCACUACAUCGAAUAAUGCCAUUUCACCGCUUACACAAAACCCAGCCAAUGUUUAUCAACAGCCAAAACGUCCAGUACCGCCGAUACCGCCAACGCGCGGUCAAAUUAGUUUCGAUCAUAAUAUCAACAAUGGUACGCAAAUUGAAGCAUCAUCAUCCGCAUCGAAGCCACCACCAGCACUAAGCGUUCGAAACAAGCUUGGUAAAAAUAGACCUCCACCGAUCAUUUACCCAAAGCUACAUCAACGGCAGGAUUCUAAUUUGUCCAGUGACAGUUUUUCCGUCACUUCCAGUCCUGGUUAUAACUCGAAGAAUCUUAUGGAUGUACCACUGCUGCAGAAUGCUGCACGUAUCAAUAAGAGCGGUGUGGGUGUGAGUAUCCGACAUCAAGACUCAGCGGAUGGAUUUAAUUUAAGUGGAUCAAGAUUUGCUGCGCUAACAUCCAACGGAAUGGGAAAUCCUGUGCAACCACCUCCACGUAACAAAUACAGCUGCCGUCAGGAUUCCAAUAUUUCCAGUGAUAGUUUCAGUCAAACUUCCAGCCCAAGUUAUAAUACAAAACAAAUGGAAGCUCCCCUACUACCCUCGCUCUCUGUAAAAAGGUUGUGUGGCGUUCCAGCGCCAAUUGUUUAUAAACAAAAACUGCAAAAUGAAACCAUCGAAGAGAUGGAACAAUCGGUUCCUAUGUCACCACUUACCAAAUGCGUGUCCACUCCAGCUAGUCUACAAACAAUUGUACGAUUCCAAAAUGGGGCGCCCAACACGAUGUCACUUCAGCAUCAGCAGAUUAUACAUCGUCGUAAAAGCUCCAAUCCUUAUAUCACCAAUGGUCGACUGAAGUUUCGCCUCUUUCAAAUAUUGAUAAACGCAUUCGCUUUAUUGGCGAUUGCUGGCGGCUUGGCGGCAUACUUCAAUGCCUAUCCAACCAUAAAAUUCGUCAACAAAACUAUAAUAAACACCGUCCAUGUGGAGGAUACUUCAAGUUACGGAAAGAAUCCAGCACCCGGUACUUGUUUGCCUAUCAUAGUUAAGUUUUGUCAAGGGCCACAAAUUCCCUACAACUACACCGUGUUCCCCAAUUACAUUGGGCAUUUCGGGCAAUUGGAAACUCAAGUGGAUCUAGAUGCCUACGACGCGCUGGUAGAUGUGCGCUGUUACGAACUAGUCUCAUUAUUCCUCUGCACCCUAUUUGUACCGAAGUGCGGUUCGACCGGAGCCACAGUGCCACCUUGUAAAACUUUAUGCACCGAAACUAUGCGUCGUUGUGGUUUCUUCUUUGAUGUGUUCGGCCUCAGUUUACCUGAAUAUUUGAAUUGUAAGCUCUUUAAAGAUUUCGAAAACCCCGAAGAUUGUGUUGGACUCGACCAAGUGCGUGAGGUAAUGAUAGCAUCGACGAACCCCAAAUGCGACGGCUUCCAGUGUGAUCAAAAUCGUUGUUUGCCCAAAGAUUACGUGUGCGACGGUCAUUUGGAUUGUAAUGAUCAAUCGGAUGAGGCCAAAUGUGAACGCUGCCAAAAGGAUGAGAUCUACUGUGGCGAUGAUCGUUGCAUAGGUAUAACUCACGUGUGUGAUGGCGUUAUCGACUGUCCCUAUGGACAAGACGAGCGAAAUUGCAUUCGUUUAAGCGAUCGUAAUGGCGAUUUAGGUAAGGGCAUGUUGGAAUUCUAUCGUAUAAGCACACAAAUGUGGACGCCAGCGUGUGUUAAGAACUGGGAUCGUGCAGUAUCUCCUUCAGCCGUAUGCUCUAUGUUGGGCUACAGUGCCGUUAACGCCACGAGUGUGGUAACACUCAAAACACACCGAUCCCUUAUGGCAUCCAUAAAUGUAUCGACCGAUAUUUGGAACAUGUAUGCGAAGAAGCAUUCGAAUUUGAUGCAGGAAUUCUCCAGUUGCUCGCCCGAUGAGGAUUACCCGGUUGCUGAGUUAACCUGUGCAAAUUAUGAGUGCGGUAAAGUAAAACGCGGACGGCACAAACCAUCUCGCCGCAUCAUUGGUGGUUCGCAGGCUAAUCCAGGCACUUGGCCAUUUUUAGCUGCCAUAUUAGGAGGACCAGAGAAAAUUUUCUACUGCGCAGGAGUACUAAUUUCCGAUCAGUGGGUGCUCACCGCAUCACAUUGUAUAGGAAACCACACUGUCAUUGACCUGGAGGAUUGGACCAUACAACUGGGUGUAACGCGUCGAAACUCCUAUACAUACACGGGACAAAAGGUGAAAGUCAAAACAGUGAUACCACAUCCGCAUUACAAUACCGUUAUCACGCAUGACAAUGACAUAGCACUGUUCCAACUGGCUACUAGGGUUGCCUUCCACGAGCAUUUAUUGCCGGUUUGUCUGCCGCCACCCGGAAUCAAACUGAAGCCAGAUCAGAUGUGCACGGUGAUCGGUUGGGGAAAGCGCGACAAUAAAGACCCAAAAUCCACAUACGAGCCAAUUGUCAAUGAAGUCCAAGUCCCGAUUAUUGGGCGUCAGCAAUGCGAUCUUUGGCUUGAUAAUCUGACAGUGUCCGACGGUAUGAUUUGCGCCGGUUAUGAGGAAGGAGGAAAGGAUGCCUGUCAGGGUGAUUCCGGCGGUCCUCUUCUCUGUCCCUACCCGGGCGAAAAGGAUCGCUGGUUUGUGGGCGGCAUCGUUUCAUGGGGCAUAAUGUGUGCACAUCCGAAAUUGCCAGGCGUUUAUGCGAAUGUGAUCAAGUAUGUGCCAUGGAUACAGGAACAAAUGGCUAAAUAUUCCAAACCUGAAAAUGAAGAGAAACUCUCCAAAUACGAUGCACAUCCAGGCGGUCCAGACAUUCUAUCGAACAUAGCGACCGGACCCGUGCGCAACAAAAAACCAUAUCACAAUCAGAACCGCAGUCCAAUGGACAUCGAUUACUACGACAAUUAUAAGAAAACAUAAAUUAAACAUUUAGGAAAAAGAAAAAAUCAGCGCAAGAAAGGCAUACCAUAGCGAGUAAGAAGGCGGGUAAAAUUUGCGAAAAUGCAUAUAUUGAAUUUUUAUAGACAAUAAAGCACAUACAUAUACUACAUGUACAUAUGUAUGUAAAUUAGGCAUACAGAAGAAUAUCUACAAAGUGUUAGACAAUACAUAUUUAGCUGCGAUUUGUUUGUAUUUAACAAACAGCAUAUAUAUACAUAUAUAUAUUCAUAUCCUUGUGGCAUAUUGCCAUUUGAAAAAUGGUAUAUGUUUACAUAAAAAACUAAUUUAGACAAAGAGUGUAUGUAUAGCAGCUCUGCUUAUACUACAAAUACUACAAGUUUUUUGUAACACAUUGGUAUUUAUUAGAGGACAAAGCGUUGAGGGGAAUUACAUGUUACCACCAUGCACACACACACAUACACACACAUAUGUAUUAAGCAAGAAGUCAAUUUCCGAAUUUAAAUGUCAAUUGGACACAAAGUUCACAACGCUUCCUUGAAUGGAACCGUUUAGAUAAAAUCCGUUAGAGUCAAAGUAUACCCACCCACAUACAUACAUACAUACACACAUGCAUACAUAUAGACCAUAAGAAAAUGCUUAAAGUAUUAUAUAUAAAUAAACAAUACAAAUGCACAUAUGCACAUGCAUACAUCAUGUGUAUAUAAUUUACAAAUAAUUGCUGUUUUAUACCGAAUUAUAGUUUUAUUAUUAUAUAUUAUAGACAUAUCUUCCAUUUUACAUAUUUUAAAUUACUAGCUGAAGCGGGUACUUUUACUUCUUCAGCAGAAAUUUUCAAUUUCAAGUACAUAAUACAUAUGUAUACAUAAGCACAGAUCUACUUUGGUGCAUACAAUCAAAAAUAGCAUUUCAUAUGUUUGUAUGUAUGUAUGUGCCUGUGCGGCUGCGGCGACUCUCACAGUAAGUGAAACAUAAUAAACAUAAUUCUAAUUGAAAACAUACCCACUCAAAUAUAUACACAUAUACAUACCUAUAUAUAUUUGAAAUAUUUAUACAAACAUACACACAUAUACUACAUAUAUGUACAAAUGUAUGUAAAACAUGAAAUUGUUACACGUCUAUUAACUAGAAGCGUUACACAGUAGCCACAUCUGCAUAAAUACCUACACAUAUGCAUAUGUACAUACAGACAAUGAGUAUGGUAUGAUAAGAAAAUAUUUUUUAUAAGCAAAUGGAAGUAGUACAUAUAUACAUAGUUAAUUUUUUAUAUGUGUAUACGUAUAAACGCUGUGCAAAACAAGAAGCUAUUAUCCUUGCUAAAAAAUACCAAAUAAAUAAAUUAAAAACAAAACCAAAAAAAAACAAGAUAAUAAAAAUAAAAUAUAAAUUAGUUUUAGUAUAAGACGCAGAAAGUGCAUAAAUAUAUACAUAUAUAUACAUAUAUACUUAUACAUAGUAGAAACGUACAUAUGUAGUCAAUGACUGUGUAAUAUUGUUGUGCGAGCAAAUGUUCAAAAAUAAUUAACUUCAAUUAUGGAAGUAAGCUAUAAAGUACUAUAAAAUGUAGAAAACUUACAUAACCACAUGCAUUCAUACUCUACGCACAUAAUCCAUGUAUGUACACAUAACUAUAUCAAACAUAUAUGCAUACAUGCAUGCAUAUGUUAGCUUAUAGAACAUAAAAAACGCGUUGUGUUAAGUGAAGGAAUAUUUAUACGCCUAUUAGAUGUGUUAACUAUGGAUGUUGAUCAGAAAUUGAGACAAUAAAUAAAGUUCAAAACCCGAGCGGGUGAAAUGGAAUGCAACAAAUAAAGACAAUGUACUGAAGACAAUAAAUCAAUUCGUAAAAGUAAUUCGUUGUAAUAUUGUAGUUGUAAUAUUUAAUACACUGGCAUACACAUAAUCUGCAUCAAAAACAAUUGACAAUUAAAUGAUUUUCAAAUUUAAAAUUUUAUUUUUGCCGACAAAUAAAUUUUUAAGUUAAUAACUACUUAAAGCAGGAAGAACGCGAUUUUAGAUGAUUUGUGCUCAUCAACAAUUUAUUUUUUAUUUUUUUUUUAAUACGUAACGCUUUUUAUUUUUAAUUUAGUACAAAACUUUCAACCAUUUCUUUUCUAAUAUUUUUUUCAUAAAAUAUUAUUUUCAUUUAAAUGGCAGUGAAUCAAACAUAAAAUAAAUACAUAUAACACAAAUACAUAUUAGUGCGCGAUGAGUUGUGCUACGCUUUUAUUUAGUGAAUUAAAUAAUUGAUUAAAUAUGAUGAAAAACUAAAUGAAAUAUAUGCAUGGGUUUCAGCUUUAACAAUAUGAAAUUAAUAAAAUAUAUACAUGCUGUCUAUAUAUACAUACAUAUACACGAUAUAUAUAAAUACUAAUUUAGCCAUACAUACAUGCAUAUGUAUGUAUGUACUAUUUACAAUUAGGUGUUAAUGUAAUUACACAAAAAAGAAAUACAUAUUGUCAUGUGGCGUUGCAACGCAACCACAGUCUAAUAAUCAAAGCUGACUUCAACUUCACUCAACUACAUUUUUACGCACAAAUGCCGUUAUACAUACAAUGUACAUUCAUAUUUUAUAUAGAGCAGGAAAUCUUACUAAUAUCCUAUAUGUGUACGAGCAAACAUACAUACAUACUAUAUACAUCAGCUAAAAAAGAAAAGUUUGUUUUUUACAAUAGCAGAAAUUUUCCGCCAGACUUCCGCCUACAGAUGCCCAUACACACUAGCAUUUAGUCUAAUGUUUUACAGAAGCAUACAUACAUAUAAAAGUAGGAAUGUUUCUACGAAAUAUCAUGCGUUUGUGUGAUGUUAGGAUUCUUAUAUUAUCCAAUUGGAUUUGGAACACAAAUACAUGAUCAUAUCUUAACGCUUUACUACCAAUAACUCUGUGAAUUGAAAAGUAAAACUCAAGAAAGAUUGUAUACAACUUCUUUAAAAUAAAAUUUUUGUUUCAUAAAAAUCUGUUCGGUUGAAAUUUAGUUUAAAACCUUAACAGUCAAUGUAUGUAUGUAUGUUUACAAAUACAAUUGACUAAUGUAUGUACACAUGUAUGAAGGAAGGUGCACACAUACGCACAUUCACACGUCUUUAUGAUUUGAAACAAAGUGUUGUAUACUUGAAUUUAUAUAUACACAGAUACAUAUAUAUGUACAUGCAUACAUGUUAUAUAUAAAUUAAUUAUACAAACAUAUAUAGUAUACAUAUAUUAUAGCCAUUCAGUUAUACAUAAGUACAUAUGUAUAUGCAAACGGAAGGCCGAAAGCAUAUAAAAACUACACAGAAUACUUUUUACUCAUGUAAAAUGUGUGAGACAAAUAUAUAAUACAUACAUAUAUAUAAUACGAUUUAUGACAAAUAACAAUAAUACAAUAAUAAAAGAAAAAGUGUUUAUUUGUGAUUAAAUUCUAUGCUGAAUAUAUACACAUGUAUGCAAGUGGAAGUAUAUAAUAAAACCCAAAAGCAUACCACUACAUAAUAAAAGUAGAAGCCAGACACAUAUUUACCUACCUAUAUGGACCUAUAUGGACGGUAUAUAUACUGUUUGCUAUCUUACAACUAAUACUCCAAUUAGCGCAUGUGCUAUGUAUGAAUAUUUAUACCCUUAACGAAGAAGAAUAAUAACUAAAGUAUAUCAAAUGUACAUGUUUGUAUGUUAGAAAUUGUAGACAAUACUCUUUGAACGUGUUUGCGGAGCAGUAAAUGCGUACAGCAAAUGCUUUCCAUGCAUGUUUUGAGAUUAGGAGAAAAUUAAAUAAUAUAUACAAAAACAAAAAACCAAAUAAAAAUAUGACAAUAAAACAUGUUAUGUACAAUCAUCCAUUAUAAACAAAUACAUAUAUACAAAAAGUGCAUGUACUGUUAGAGUUAUAGACAUAUGUGCAUGAAUAUAUGGUAAUAAAUAAAUAAAUAUAUAUAUGAAUAUAAAAUAUUGUAUUAGACUAAAAGAAAUCUGAAGAAAAAACACAAGUAGUGAAUGCAAAAAGAAACCAACUUAAUGUGAUCAUUCUGAUAAUGUCAAAAACUGCUUUACUUUUAUACUUUGCAUACAUACGAUGAUAUAAUAAUGAUGUUGAAAACAAAGGUGAAACUAUAAAUAUUAUAGUAUUAUAUUAUAUAUGUAGUUAAGAGAACAAUAACAGAAAAUGUGAAGAACAUGCAUACAUAUACAUACAAUACACUUGAGAAUGCAAGUUGCUAUGUUGCAACAAACCUAACCUAAUACAUGCAUUCAAAUGUACUUACACACAGCAAUUUGGCUUAACUAUUUUUUAAAAACACCUGCAUGAACAUUCCAUUUCCUUUCUUUCAAUCACACAUACAAACUGCAUGUUAAAAACGCACAUACAUAUGCAGAAUCUGCGUGCACCAAUUUUGUAUGCAAUAUUAGUAACACAUGAAUUAAUUUACAUCCCCCAUUCAUACAUUAAUUGACCACAAAUUCUAUUUUUUAUGUAUAUCAGGAGUAUCCAUAUAUUAAUUAUAUCAUUAUUUUUGCUUAUAAACAAAAACUAUACAAUAUAUACAAAUUUUUAAUUUAUAAAGGUGAAGACAAAAAACUCGUAAUACAGAGAAGAAAGCUAUCGCACUUGUUAAAAUUGCACAAAUACCAUAGAAGGGAAGUAGAAAGAUUUCAAAAUUAACUUAAAUACGGCAAGUCCAAAAUUAAGCAGAAUAUAUAAUAUAAAAAAUAGAAUGUCUAUGUUCCAUAGUAAAGUAUAUUAGUUAUGUUUAAUUCUUAAUAUCCUUGACCUAAAAUGUCAGAGCAAAAAUAUCACAGAUGGUUUAAAUUUCAUCAUCAUUAUUCACCAUUAUUUCCGU
This is a messenger RNA of Zeugodacus cucurbitae (melon fly), 12446 nucleotides long. RefSeq lists its product as uncharacterized. The coding region runs from base 2997 to 7652 and encodes 1551 amino acids. Gene Ontology annotation, molecular function: serine-type endopeptidase activity; protein binding. The transcript has 13 exons. Gene Ontology annotation, biological process: proteolysis. NCBI's taxonomy places the organism in Eukaryota, Metazoa, Arthropoda, Insecta, Diptera, Tephritidae. Gene Ontology annotation, cellular component: membrane. The record is from RefSeq and is a predicted model, not a curated record.